UCCCCAGCAGCCUCUGAGAUCCCUCUGCAGUGUGAGCAACAUGGUGUUUUGCAGACAAGCUUUAAGAUAGUCAGGCUUUCAAAGGAGAAGAUGCUUUUUCUUUCCACAAGUACAGAUACAAUGAUGACACUGAACAUUCAGAUCAUCUUUGGCCUCCUUUGCUGCAUGAUUUCUCUUCCUGCAGAUGGUUUCCCAGCAGACACCAAUACUGAAUUUCGCUCUGCUUUCUCUGUGGCCAGGACCAGCAGCAUGGAAGGCAGCUCUGAGAUGGUGAUUACCUUUGACAAAGUGUAUGUGAAUAUUGGCAAUGAUUUUGACCCCAAGACUGGAUUGUUCCGCUGCCGGAUCCCGGGAGCCUACUACUUCUCCUUCACCGUUGGGAAAUACCCAAAGAAAAACUUGUCUGUCAUGCUGAUGAGAAACAAGAAUGAGGUGCAGGUAAUUGUGUAUGACGAACAUCACCGCAAGGAACGCAAGGUGGCCAGCCAGAGUGCCAUGCUGCAGCUUGACUAUGGCGACACAGUGUGGCUGCGUUUACAUGGAGAUCCCAAGUACGCUCUUUACAGUAAUGUGGGGCCCUAUACAACUUUCAAUGGCUACCUGAUCUAUCCAGACACUUCUGCCUUCUUCCAGAAUGCUCUUGACUCUCAAGAGCUCGGGCCACACCCUCACACAAUCCAUCAACUUCCCAGAGAGCAGAAUGAAGCUUCACAGCGACAUGUGUUGUCUGACCAGCCAAAGAGGGUACAAGACCCUCGCUCUGCGUUUUCAGUUGCCCGCUCACAAAGUCUCCUGGGGACAGAUGAGAAGCAAACCCAGCACGAGCCAAUCACAUUUGAUACAGAGUUCGUGAAUAUUGGAAAAGAUUUCAAUUCCUCCACUGGCGUCUUCACGUGCCGUAUACCUGGUGCAUACUAUUUCUCCUUCACCAUUGGCAAAAUGCCCUUUAAGACUAUGUCAGUGAAACUGAUGAAGAACCACAAUGAGGUGCAAGCCAUGAUCUAUGAUGACAACCACUCCAAGAGGCGGGAGAUGCAGAGCCAGAGCAUCAUGCUGCCUCUGCAAUACGGGGACACCGUUUGGCUCUACAGCCAUCAGCAUGAUGGCUAUGGUGCCUACAGCAACCACGGCAAGUACAUCACCUUCACGGGCUUCCUCAUCUAUUCGGAUGCUCAGCCCAAGUGGCUGCCAGGUGCCAGCUCACCUCAAGGGUCAAACAAUUAAAUGCAGAUUAAGUGAAGAAGCAUAAGAAGAGCCAAGGUGCCAUGAACUUGGGUAUAGCUUCUCUGAAUAUCAUCCUCUACUUUGAGCAUGCUGUCAUGUGUCCAGUGCUUUCCUCAUGCUGCACGCUUGUGCCCUGUCUGCAGGGCCACUGCUGUGUGUGCCAUUCAUCCGUAGAGAGGCCUUUCAGGUUGUAGCUGUGUGUCCCGUGUUGGUGUUUGAUUUAACAUAAAGCAUGAGGUAGUUUUGGGGUGGGGGGAGGCACUGUAGUGAGAUGCUGAGGAUCAGAGAACUACUGCAGUCAUGUUACUGCAGAUCUCCAGCAUCCAGAGAGCAAAGGGUGUGGUGACUUUCCUUGUUUAUCCAGGGAGGGAAUAAAUGUAAUGAAAAUGAAUGUAAUAAAAAUACAAAAGAUGAGAACGUUCUCA
This is a messenger RNA of Serinus canaria (Common canary), 1649 nucleotides long. It is a transcript of the gene C1QTNF4, whose product is annotated as C1q and TNF related 4. The transcript is spliced from 2 exons. Lineage: Eukaryota; Metazoa; Chordata; Aves; Passeriformes; Fringillidae. Bases 91 to 1224 code for a protein of 377 amino acids. Gene Ontology annotation, molecular function: protein binding. The record is from RefSeq and is a predicted model, not a curated record.